AUGGGACGAAAUUGGUUGUCCGUUCUUCAACUUGACAGGAAGCAGAUCAAGCAGAUUUCCCUGGAGCUGUGCGACAGAGUAGAAAGAUUGGUUUCUAAGUUCGCAUCACUGUUUAAUGGGGGCCUGGGCACUAUCAAGGGAGUGACCGCUCAUCUCAAGCUCAAGCAAAAUGCCACCCCGCAGUUCUUUAAACCCAGACCGGUUCCCUUUGCCUUGAAAGAGAAGAUUGCAGAGGAACUAAAGAGGUUGGAAGGAAUCGGUGUGUUAGAGAAGGUCGAAUUCUCAGAUUGGGCUAUGCCUAUCGUGCCGGUUCUAAAACCCGAUGGCACCGUGAGGAUCUGUGGGGAUUAUAAGGUCACGAUCAACCGAGCCUCGGAUGUGCCUGAGUACCCCAUGCCUACGGCGAAAGAAUUAUUUACGCAGCUGAAUGGUGGUCAGAGUUUCUCUAAACUAGAUCUGUCCUUGGCAUAUGAACAAGUGUUGUUGGAUGAGGAAUCCAGGCAGUAUGUAACGAUUAACACUCAUCUGGAAAUUUUCCGUAAUACGCGCCUACCGUUUGGAGUGGCGGCAAGUCCAGCAAUUUUUCAACAAACAAUGGACUCUAUAUCGAGUGGCCUUAAUGGAGUUGGUGGUAUCCUGGAUGACUUAAUCGUAACUGGUCCAAACGACAAAGAGCACCUUCGCAAUCUGGAAAACACGCUUAAACAUUUGGACAGCAUGGGUGUGAAAUUAAAAAAGUCGAAGUGCGUGUUUAUGAAGCCUUCAGUGGAUUAUUUCGCGUUCGGGGUGGACCGGCAUGGAAUUUAUUCCUCCCCACGUAAGGUACAAGCUAUCCAAGAAGUUCCAGAGCCACGGAAUGCAACGGAACUAAAAUCUUUUUUGGGGCUGGUGAAUUAUUAUCGUAAAUUCAUUCCCGAUAUGUCAACUCUUGUCCACCUGUUGAAUCACCUGUUGAUGUUCGACGCACCCUGGACCUGGACGGAAACCUAUCAAGUAGCAUUCAAGAAGUUAAAGUGCACCUAA
Stylophora pistillata is the source of this 1023-nucleotide messenger RNA. RefSeq lists its product as uncharacterized. Lineage: Eukaryota; Metazoa; Cnidaria; Anthozoa; Scleractinia; Pocilloporidae. The record is from RefSeq and is a predicted model, not a curated record.